Pecten maximus is the source of this 5003-nucleotide messenger RNA. Its product is annotated as chromatin target of PRMT1 protein-like. Lineage: Eukaryota; Metazoa; Mollusca; Bivalvia; Pectinida; Pectinidae. The record is from RefSeq and is a predicted model, not a curated record. The coding region runs from base 1265 to 1960 and encodes 231 amino acids. The transcript is spliced from 6 exons.
UGUCAAGUUUCAAGUUUUUGUAUUGUUAUAGACUUUCAUAAAAAAUAUUUUUUAUUUGUACGAUGGUUAUUCUGAUGUUAGGCAUAGAGGUUCUUGAGUUAAACAUUAAUGGAAUGUAGACAAAAAUCAUCUUCGUAAAGUUUUUGGUAUAAUUUGUCUUUAUUUAACAAUAUCAGAGCUUUUUCUCACUUGUGCUUGAUGGGACCUUUUUGUCUCAUUUUGGAAAUAUAAUUGGUGAAUCAGGAAAGAUUUUUUAAGGAGUAAACUGUGAAUUUUAGGAAUUUGGCUUCAAUAUGAAAUAAUUUCAAUUAGGAAUGGGCCCCAAAGAGUCCUCAGAAAAAAGUUAAGAAUAUAUACGCUUAUAUAUAUAUCCUACUUUAAAUAGACAAGAUAAAGUUUUCCAUCAGCUGUUCUUUUCAGGCAAUAUAGAUUCAAUAAUCACCAGAUCACAGGAUUCAUAUCUUACUACUUAAGGUAGUGUUCAUUUUUGCAUUUUACCCAAGUAUUACCUUGUGUCAUUUUACAAAAAAGGGAAUUUAUUUCUGGUAUUCACUAUAAAAGUUAUCAUCUUGAAUCUUCAAUAUCCAUUGAAUGCAGUAGAGUCUAUAAUGUAACUGACAUUGUUAGAUUGUACAGCCCAAUUUUCCAGACAAACCGAAACAGACUUUUUGGUUGGGUUUACAUGAUUAGUGAAUAAUUAUAACAGUUACCUUUUAGGAAGAAGAACAUAUUGUGUUUUUGCUACCUUCAUAAUUGUUAAUUUUCCUGAUAGAUUGAAUAGAUUGAAGAUAUUUGUAUAUGGAUUGGAGAUUUUGCCAUCCUGCAUGCUUUAUUAUUGUAUAACUAACCAUUUUAGCAAACCCUUUGUUCUUUUUGAAAACUUUUCCUUUCCUGGUAAUCUUUGUAUCUUUCUGCUGUCUGUUUGAAUUCUGCCACACAAUACAAAUAAAAUACAGCCAAAUGCUCUAAUCUGUAAUAUCAGUUGAAUAUUGAACAUGGACCACACUUCUGUGGUGUUAUGGAAAUAUCUAGAUGUUCAAAAUCUAGAAGGAAAAAAGCUCUAACAUAAAAAAUGACAACCUUAUGGAAGGGUUGGAAGCCAAACGUCUGGAUGAGAAUUCUAGACAAGGUUGUUAAGAUUCUGUACUGUAUCAGAAGCAGGCAUUGAUAUCAUUGCUUUCCUCUCCCCAACACAUGAAGAUUCACCAACAUUCAAAAUACAAGACCGGCCCAACAAGCCACUGUCCAGAAUAUACGCGCCAAAAUGGUUGCCCAGCAACAAGCGUCUGUCGCUAACCGUCGUCUGGCUCUCCAGAUGGCCAACAGGCCCACAGUACAGGCAGCUCUCCGAGUGAAAAAGCAAAACUUGAAGCAGAGACUUGGAGUAAAGGCAAGACUGAACCUGAAUGCUGUGAGAGGUGGCGGAGAUGGACGUGGCCGUGGCGGUAGAGGAAUGAGGGGACGUGGUGGAUUCCGUGGUGGACGUGGACAGAGAGGAGCUGGUGACGCCGCAAGGGUCGGAGGUCAGGGUAUGAGACGGGGACGUGGAGGUGGAGACGUUGGCAAUAGAGCCAGAGGAGGAUUCGGACGGGGUCGCGGAGGAAGGGGAAACUUCCAGAACCAGAACCAGAACCAGGAGAUUUCCACAGGAGGGUUCCGAGGGGGCAGAGGCAGGGGAUUCAGGGGAGACAACUGGAGAAGCAGGUGGGGUGACAACCGAGGGUACAUGGGCAGAGGCCAGGGAGGUAACCGUGGCUCAGGACAAAGCCCCAUGGGAAGGGGGCGUGGCCGAUUCCAGAGGGGACGUGGCCGUGGAGGUCAGAGGGGCAGAGGUCGCGGGGGUGUACAGACGCAAGUCAGCAAGGAAGACUUGGACAAUCAGUUGGACGUCUACAUGUCUAAGACCAAGAACUACCUUGAUAAUGAACUGGACGCCUACAUGCAACAGAGUGACAUCUGAAACAUUGGUUAAACAUCCGCGGGCAACAUCAGGAAACGCCAAUAACAUCCGCUGGCAACAUCAGGAAACACCAAUAACAUCCGCUGGCAACAUCGGGAAACACCAAUAAUGUCGCUCCAAAACAUCACUGCGUUAAACCACAACCUCUUAACCAUCAGGCCUGAUGUUAAUGUAUACUGAUGAGAAGUUACCCAUAACUGAAUGAUUUAAUAGAUGAUUAAAUGAAUGAUAAAAUAGAUGAUUCAGUGGGAAAUGUUGUCCUAAAUCACCAUGCAGCAUUUUGUUGACAGUUUUGGAUGGAAAUUUUCUUCAAAAACUGAUGUAUUGAGUGAGAUACAUCACCUUUGUAGCUGUGAGAGGUUGUAGGCUGUAUGGUCUGUCAACCUAGUGGAUCAUUGAACUUUCCACAUGAAUAUAGCAGGGCAAUACAUAAUACAUAUGAAGCUGAUCUGAAAAUGUUUGUCAGAAAAUUUUUAAUUUAUUGAAACAAUAAGUCAUUUUGUUUCUUUGUGAAUUCAGCAGGGUUUUAGCUAUAAAGGGGAUUGUCUUACUUCUAUAAACAAACAGCAAGGCUUCUGGGAUCUUACAUUAGACUAUUGGCUGUAGGCAACAACCUUGUCUUGUGUGGGAGGUUUGUGAAGAAUAGGGUGGUUGUGUUAUAUAUGGAACUGUUAACAGGACUUUUCAUUUUUGCAGUCCCAAUACAAGUUGUUUGUAUAAGAAUUAAGGACCCAGUGGUUCUAUUUUACUGUCAGUUAAGCUUCAACAACAAGUGUGGUUUGUCCUGAUAGAUAUGAGAUUCAUUAUUCAUUAGCUGUUUAAUGAUUAUAUGUUGAGCUAGAAACAAGAUUUCAAGAUUUUUAAUUUCAUUAAUCUCGUAUGAAAUAAAAACAUUUUAAAUCUCUUUUUAUGAUAUUUCACAAACCCAAUUUAUGUGAAUAUAUUCUUUAAUUCUGUUUUCUCUAACCAUCAUUUAAAGCAAAUUUAAAGUCAAACUGAUGUCAAGGCUAUUUCAUAUCAAUUGUCUUACAAUAAAAUGUUAAAAGUGAUACCCAUAUGUCUAUAAUAUUUGCCAUGUGAUAAAUGAUCAAGUCAAGUAAAGUUAUGAAUGUUGAUAGGUAUUGAUUUGUAGGAUCGUUAACACUGAUUACUGAUGAUUUUGUUUAAAUAGUAGUAGACUAGUGUUGUAUGGCUGUUGGUGAAAACAGGUUUCUGUUGAACUACUGCCUUUUAACAUUUUAGCCCCAAUGUCAUCAGGAAAUGAGUUGUUAAGCUAGGGAUAUGGUGUUCUCUACAGUAGAGAUCCUAUACAAUAACAUUGUAUAUGUAAAAAAGGAAGAAAAAGAAGCCUACAGUUUCAGAGGUUUGUGAUUUAUAUUUGUCAAGUUUGACAUAUUUUAGAUUAAUUUGAAGUCUUUCCCCAUCAAUUAAAUUUCACCUCAUACUUGAACACAAAUUUCACGCUUCAAUUUCAUUUACUGCUGUCUGAAAAUAAAUGGCUGUGUAUUUGUGAGAGAAAAAAAGAAUAUCACCAAAACAACAGAUUUGAAAUGUUAUCUGAAAUAUUUUAUUUGAUAUGAUUUACCCAGUGCAAUAAGUAUACAUUUAUAAGUAUAUAAGUACAAAUACAAUGGACUGUGUUAAUAUUUCUCUUGGUUUAUUUGUGAUGUGUUGGGAAAGGUUUUUUCUCUUAUUUAAUUAAUAUGAAUGAUAAAAGCUGGCAUCAUGUUUCUGAAAAAAAAGAUAAUUAUGAAAUGAAAUCAAUUUGGGAGACAAUAAGAGUCUUUGUGAAUUUCACAUACACAAAAGGGGAUUACUUGAUCUGCAGUUGAGGGGAGCUCAAAGUUUUUAAUGAGUGAGCUUAUGUCUAGCACUGAAAACAGUUGAAGUAAAGGCUCGGCAUAGGUAAUGAUAUUUUAAAAUCUGUACUACCUACCAAAUGGAUCCUAUGUUAUGAUCCCCACUGUAACACAAGAUUCAUCAUUACUCUGGAGCAGGGUUAAAUAUUAAGCCAGAUAUUUUCUCUGGGAGAAAACCUUGUUAGUGAUACAUGGACAAUGCUCGGCCUGUUUGAUAUUCCACAAACCUUCAAACAAAUCUUAAUGGAUACAAAUGUAAUUUUUACAGCUACCAAAUCUUGUUUAUAGAACUGUUAAAUCCAAUCUUUAUUGUUAAAUUUCACUGAACUUGUCUACAUUUUAAAUUUAAACAAAGUGUGAGCUGUCGUUGAUAUGUAAAUGUGGAAGCAGGUCUUGGCCGAUGUCCGAUCUUUCUUCCUCUCCCUUCGUGUUAACAUAUGAUCCUAUAUUAUCUUUGUUUAAUCUUGUUGUUUUAUGUAUGACUAUAACUUGAGAUGUAUUUCAUGUACUGCUUUAAUUUUGCCUUAUACACAUAUCUAGGUGGUUUGUAAUGUAGAUGUGAAGUAGAAGGUUGCGUAUCUGAACCACUUUAGGGACACGUCAAUUUUGUUGUUAUGCAGAUAUCCACAAAUGUAAGCAUAUACAUUUUAGCAUAUUUUAAUUUAAAUUUAAAUCCAAAUUAAAACAGAUCAGCAGUAUCAUCAGUCAGCACACCAAUAAUGAUUGCCAUAGAAAAAUAUGUAGAGACACUACAAUUAGCACUAUCAUAAUAUUUUGGUAUUCUUCCAGUGCAAAAACCACUAAAAUUAUGUUACCACAAAAAAUAUAUACGUAUGUGUUGUAUAACAACAUGUUACAAAGCAAGGACAUGGCUGUAGGUCAGAUAAUUGAAAGGUCAAACAAAUUGUGUUCAGAUAGGCGACUAUCUACUGUUUUGUUUUCCCUUUAAAACUGUGUUGUUAGAGUAGGAGAGUGUGAGAAGGGGAAUUAUAGAAUUUGAUGUUAGAAGAUUUGUUGUAUGAUUACCUCCGUGAGACGGAACAAACAUUUGUAUGGAAAGAGAGCGUUCUGUUUUGUAGUCAAUACAAAGUAUGUGUGUAUUAUCAUAUGUUAAUAGUUUUCAUCACGGAAAGAAAGAUGCUGAGAAUUUGUAGAACUGAAUAAAUACACAUCAUCAUUUGUUA